UGAGCCCGAGCUGCCGCCCGCCACCCGCUGCCCGCCUGCCGGCCCGCCCGCCUGCCCGCCUCGGGCUGUCCCUGCGGGGCGGUAGGGGGAGCGGGGCUGGAGGAAGGGAGGGAACAGAUGCGGCCUCCGAGCGGAGACCGGUUCCGCGCGUCCUAAGCCGAGGCCCCUGAGCCGGCGCCGUAACCGCGAGGGACGAAGACCAGCGCGGAGCAGCGCCCGCCCGGCCCCGGAACGCGCGCCCCGGCUCGCCGCCCAGACACGGACGGCACGGUCCGCCCCGGCCCGGGUGCCGCGCGGUCUCAGCCCGGCCGGCGACCUCGGCGCCUCCGCAAUCCCGGCCGGCUCCCGCGCGGGCCCCGGCGCUCCUCUCCGCCGCCGCCGCCGCUGCCUGUGCCUCUGCCUCCCCCUCUACUCCGCUGCGUCGGCGACCCCACCCCGGACCCCGGACCCGACCCCGCCCGCGGCCCCGCCAAACUCGGCCGCGGCCCGGGCCCUGGCCCCGGAGGCCCAGCCGUGGGUACGAUGUUGCCCAGCUCCAUCCAGAUAUCGGGGGAGCCGCUGUCAGGCGCCGAAGUGCGGGACAUCUGCCGCGGCCUGCGCGACAACGCCGUGCGCCUGCUCUCACUGCGCGGCUGCCGUCUUUGCGACCGCGACUUCGGCCGCAUCUGCCGGGCCCUGGCCGGGGCCACGUCCCUGGCGCAGCUCAACCUUAACCUGGGCGUCGUGUCUAGCCCCAGCCGCAUCAAGCAGCUGGCGGAGGCGCUGCGGACCAACCGCUCCAUCCAGUCCCUCUUCCUGCAUGGGAGCCCUCUGACAGAUGCGGGGCUGGCCUUGCUGAAUCCAGCUCUGGCCCUCCACCCUGCCCUCGUGGCUCUGGACCUGGGGGACUGCAUGCUGGGUGAUGAAGCCAUCAACCUCAUCUGUGGCCUUCUCCCCCCUGAUGGGGCCAAGUCUGGCUUGAAGGAGCUGACGCUGAGCGCCAACCCUGGCAUCACCCCUAAGGGCUGGAGCCGCCUCGCCAUUGCCGUGGCCCACAGCUCCCAGGUCCGCGUCCUCAAUCUGGACUACAACCCUCUGGGUGACCAUGUGGCAGCGAUGCUGGCUGUAGCUGUGGCCUCCAGCCGCACCUUAGAGGUCCUAGACUUGGAGGGUACAGGGCUCACCAACCAGUCAGCUCAGACCCUGCUGGACAUGGUGGAAAAUUACCCCACAGCUUUGCGGAGUCUGGUGUUGGCUGAGAACAGCAUUAGCCCGGAGCUGCAGCAGCAGAUCUGUGACCUCCUCUCUGAGGGGGAGGAGGAGGAGGAGGUGGCAGGAGGGGCUGGCGACACCCAGGAACGAGAGAGAGGGCGGGAGCCUGCUGCCCACCAGAGGGGCAGUAGCUCCUGGAUAUGCCCCAGUGAUCCCAGCUCUCAGAUGGUGCUAAUGACGUCAGGACUAGGGGACAGUCUGUUGGCUGAGACGGAGAUGUGACUCUCCAUUCAGGCUUCUGCGCGUCAUUACAUUUGCAUCUCCAGCACUUUGCCCCAGAUGUCAGGGUCAGGCCCUGGGGCUUAGGAGGGUGGGGGGUUGGUGUGCCUGGGGCUCUGGCAGCUCCUGGCAGCAUGGUGGGAGGCUCUGGAAGCUGUGACUAAACAAAAUCGUUGGGGGCACUGGAACCCAAGGCAAUGCUGGACUUGUUGGCAGCUUUGGCUGCAGCCCGCUGGCUCGGAAGAGAUUUUAUGAACUCGACAACCUGACGUGUGGCUCUGGUCACUGGGGGCUGGCAGCGAGGGAGGAAUUGGAAUUACCACUAGACAUCACUAGGGGGCAGUGCCACCCCACGGCCCAAGCUCCAGGCAGCGUCCACUGGCCCCAAAUGUCUCAAACAGGUCUGGCUCAGGUCUCUGACUUACAGGACCUGGGGUUCUGGGGUGACACCUUACACAGGCCCUGUAAGGAUCGUAACUGAGGUAAAGAGCCCCCCCGAGCUGGGCUGGACCCUACCUCAAGGAGAGACUCAGGGGCCCUGCCGGGGUUACUUGAGGUACACCCUCUCCCUCCACCUGAUGCUCUGUGCCCAGGGAAGCCCCAGGCAGAACAGUGGUAGGGGUCAGUCAGCAGCAAAAAGACUAGGACGUGAUUAGGACUGGGAAUACUCAAGAAUGGGGAGAAUAAGGGCAGAAGGAAGGUCAUUAAUAGACAAAUUAGGCCAUACCAGUAAAAUAGUUUUAUUUAAUUUUAAAAUAGUUAUUGAUGUGAAAAUUUCCCAAAGCUGGGAGUUAACAGUCUAGAGCCAAGGUUGGGAGUGGGACCAGGAUACACCUAGAACCCAGCUUGAGGGCCCUGAAUCCCACCCUCUACUCCCUUCCAGAGGGAGGAAGGAAACAGCUGAGGGGAGCCCUGAGUCAGUCCUCUCUAUCAUCCCCCCGAGGGCCUGCUGUGCCAGGCCCUUGAAGGCAACAGCUCGUGCAGAGGAUUUGGGGGGAGAGGGCAACAGGUGAAAACUGAAAUUAGAGGUUAAUAAUCCCAAUGACCCUCCUCCCCCCAACCCCUGCCAGAUAAAAAUAGAAAACUGGAGGAUAUGAAGGGAGGAUGGAGGAUAAACACUGAUGUAAUAACCCCCUCAGCUCCCCAGAACAGACCAAUUUGGGCUGACUGGAAGAAAGGUCAUGAGCCCCAGCUGCAUGUUACCUUUGGAGAAU
Globicephala melas (long-finned pilot whale) is the source of this 2684-nucleotide messenger RNA. RefSeq names its product leucine rich repeat containing 73 (gene LRRC73). NCBI's taxonomy places the organism in Eukaryota, Metazoa, Chordata, Mammalia, Artiodactyla, Delphinidae. The record is from RefSeq and is a predicted model, not a curated record.